Messenger RNA from Penicillium chermesinum, 1968 nucleotides. RefSeq lists its product as uncharacterized. The record is from RefSeq and is a predicted model, not a curated record. Lineage: Eukaryota; Fungi; Ascomycota; Eurotiomycetes; Eurotiales; Aspergillaceae. The transcript has 5 exons. Gene Ontology annotation, molecular function: DNA-binding transcription factor activity, RNA polymerase II-specific; zinc ion binding. Gene Ontology annotation, cellular component: nucleus. The coding region runs from base 1 to 1968 and encodes 655 amino acids. Gene Ontology annotation, biological process: regulation of DNA-templated transcription.
AUGGUCACCUUACGCAGAAAUGGCCUCCCCUCUUCUUGCGAGCCUUGCCGCAAAUCCAAAUUGCGUUGUGAUCAUCAGUUCCCCGUGUGCGAGAGAUGCAUUCGGACCAAAAAGGCAGACCGGUGUACAUACCGGUUAUCUCCGUCUACAUCUACACCGAGCAGGAAAAGGGUUUCCAAAGCGCCGCUUGUGACCAGCACUCCGGGAAGCAAGCCCGAUGCCACCAUGAUACCGUUAGAGUCAAGUCGACCGGACAGGCCGGCCGCAAAGCGCCGAUUAUCGCAGUGCGAGUCCUUUGGCAUGACUAGUCACUUCGCCCUCUUCCAGGAAAGCACCGACCAUUUGGGUGCUUCACCCCUGUCGUUGCCGCAUCGUGAUCCUGAUGACCCCGUUAUAAGCUCCAGUGCCCUGGCAGUAGAAUCUAAUGAUGUCAGGCAAGGAAGUCACCUGCUCCGGUUAUUGAGAGAUCUGCCAGUAUAUCGCAAGGUGGCAGAAGGUUGGCUCGAGUCUACUGAUGAUGGGGACUUUUUUGGACGCCCCCUAGUGGAGCAGAUCUUCGGAAAUUUGGAGGAAUUCUCAGGCGAACAUUCAUCUCAGUGUGAUUCGAGUGCGUUGACUAUACGGUCUCGAGAAAUCUUUCACAAAUUCUCCGAGCGCAUUCCAUUAUCCCCCUCAAUGACCUUCCAAGAGUACAUGUCGAAAAUGUCUUGCCGAUGGGAGAUUGUUGGUUUGGUCUUUUCCUUCGUUGGUUUAGGGGCUAUGCUAGCCGAAAACUGGGAUUCGAUGUUCGAAGGGAGGCCAAUAAUCCCCCGAAGGGAACUCGCGCAUCUGGCAAUGUCCGCAACAGAAACAUGCCUCCGGUUCUGUAAUGAAGCAGGGGUGCUGAACGAUACCCUCAGCUGGCUCGUCGAGCAACACACAUAUUGCAUGACUCUAAUACACGGUGACCGAGGCCUCAACCAAUCCUCUUCGGAUGCCGCGGAUGACCCUUUCUGGCUGAUACAGAUUCGUCGACGAUUGAUGGGCCAUGCCUUCAGCUGCGAUAAACAGCUAGCCACUUUCCUCGGCAGGCCGCCUCGUAUCAGCUGGAGAUUCUGUAAUAUCUCCCUGCCUCUUGAUCUUGCUUUCUCCGAUAUCAUUGCCCAGCCAGCUGUCCGGGAUAUGGCACUCCGCAACCUAGAUUCCGAUGGCUGGAACACCAAAGAGAGCGACACGCAAGCUAUUUGGCUGAGGGUCGGGCUUAUCAUGGGCCCCGUGCGGGAAAGCAUCUUGGAACUCUCUUUAAGUCAGGAGGUUCGAGAUCUGCCGCAGAGGAUAGAGGAGUUGGUGCAGAGAUCGCAUAGUUGCUGGGCCUCUCUACCCGCGUUUGUUCGCCAAAUCCAAUAUUCUGAGGCUUGUGUACGGGUCGCUGGCCGUAGCCGGACAGUAUUCCUUGGGCAACUACACCUGGACUAUAUGUACAAUCAGUUCUUGCUAUAUCUCAUUCUUUCAAAGCGCUCCAAUAUUUGGUCCGCGGACCUCAUUCAAGUCUCGCAUGAGAUCCUGAGUGCAAUUCUUAGACAAAUCGACAACCGCGUCAAAGCCAUGACGUUAGGGCCGGAACUUUCGUGGAUAAUGUCCUUCUUCGGUCUCCCUGUCGCCGGCGUCCUGUCCAUUGAACUCGUCCGUCGCAUUCCUUCUCUUUCCAUGGAUAUACAAAACACCCCGAUCAAUCCGACGGGCUUUUCUUUCCUCGUUCUAGGGUCAUCCAGGAUCUCACAGGCCCGCGGCGCCAUUCUACGUGUCUUGGAUGUUGUGCUUUCGCCUGAGGCCAGCGCCCCCAUCUACCAAGACGUAGAAGCCACAGGAUCUAACUCGGUUACUCCGAAUCCUUUCGACGGCCUUGACAGUCUUCUCGAUUAUAGCUACUACAUUAAUCGUCUCGACAACUGGCAAUUCGAGCUACAAAAUAGUUUGGAAAUGCUCUAG